GCCAUCUGGAGGCUGAUCAGACUCCACACUGAGUUAACUAGUUAGUGUAGAUGGGGCUUGGGAAUGAAAUACUCUGUGUGGAAGAGAGACAAGACAAACCUAAAUGGAAUGCUCAACAGAUGAGAAGGUCAAUGAUUUUUAUGCAUUUCUCCAGUGUGGUUGCCUAAUAUGGCAGCUUUCUUUUUCAACAGGAAUUUGGAAUUUCCGUCAGUUCGCUUCUCAGAAGUCAUCUGACCUCUCUGGAGGAUAAAAAAAAUAAUCCAAACUUCACCCUGCCAAAAUGGGGAUGGUGCAAUUAGAUUACACUGCUUUCACUUUUGAUAUUGUUAUCCAAUGCAGCAGACUGAAGGAUGCCACUGUCAAACAGCAGAGGGGAGCAGAGUUCUUCAGUUCAGCACAAACCUAUCAACUGCCUCCCACAGCAUAUGUUGUUUGGAAAAGAGAGAAAUAGAAGAGGCAGGUGAGAAACAGCUGAAGAAAGAAGGAGUAAAAGGUAAAGCUCUGUCAAACAUGAAAUUGAUAUUUCUGGAUACUAGGAUAUGGGUUAAAUGUUGCCUGUUAUGAAAUCCAGCCUUCUUUUACACUGUUUCCCCUAAAAUAGUGUGCUUUUUGAGACUGGAGAUAUUUGUCACUCUUGUGUCGAGGUCUGUGGAAGUUAACUCCAUGACAAGGUGGUCUUCUUGGCCCCAUAUCUUACUCAGUGCCUGACCUUGUGCUUAAAUGUUCCUUGCUGAUUUGUGGACACAUAUGCUUCGUGGUAAAGAAUGUUGUUUUGGAACGAAUUUUCUUUCUUGAGUCUGUUGUCGACCGCGUUUUUAGGGGAUCGGGCCCCUUAAGGAGAGAGCCGAUCCGGUCCUGAGAGAACGGACCUUGGCGGAGCCAAUAGGAGAAUAUGAGCCGCAAUACAACCUGGAGCCGAAAUGAAGAAGGUCCGCCAAAGUUGAAGGAAAAUCCGCCAAGGAGUCUUUAUUGAGCGAUUCAGCUGAAAAGGACACUAGUAGCGAUCAUUCAGUCUACUAGCGUAUCAUAUAUUCAAAAUAAAGCCAUAUUUAUACAAUGUUUUGGUCUGACAGCCCCUUGAAUUUCCCGCCCCGCUCCCCCGCCCAUCUGAUCGCGGAUAGGCUAGAAGGUUGAACGAGGCGGGCUUUCGUUUCCCGCCUUGCUCUGCUGGCCCAAUGGGGAGCUGCUUUUUGUCCCCACUCGGGCCAAUCAGAGAGGAGAAGGCGGGAGUUAUUGAAACAAUGAAGUGACUGGGCAGGAAGGAUCGGAUUAGUUCCUGCCCGGCCGAUUUCUAAAGGGAUUAAUGACAGCCAUCAGGGGUUCCUGUCAUGUACACUGAUUUCAGAUAUGCCUUGGGGUGUCAGGGGGGGAAGUAAGGAUGGGUGGCAAUGGCUCAGCAGGGCGCCUUCCUGAGACGUCCUGGUUUUCCCUUUAGAGGAGAUAUGACAAUGUUUGCCUUGAGGGCGAAUCACCUUUUAUUCGGCGACCCAAGCCCUAUAUUGUCCAUGCAAUCUGAUUCUGAUUAGGUUAUGCGGCAGCGGAUUAACCUUUUGUUUUGGGGAAGGUAAACCCGUGUCAUAGGAGCUGGGGUUCAUGUUGGGGUCAAAAUAUUUCCCAUUUGAUUUCAUGAUUUGACAAUUAUAUGAAAUAAAAUGAAAAAUAAAAUAAAGUUGGAACAUAAACCCAGCUGGGAAAAACACAUAUUUUCCGGGGAUCCCAAAGAGUACAAAUACAUAUAGGCAGACAGAUAGAUUUCAAGGAAGUAAGGGAGAAUCCAUAGAGGUGGGUUACAUUGCAUAAAGGGGAAUCAUGAAUGAUAUAAACAAUUUGAAAACAUUGGAUAAGCACGAAGUUCACAACAUCUGGGGAACCCAAUAUGGAAAUUCAUAAAAGUGGAGUUUUAGCAGCAUGAUUUCACAAUUCAUGAAGUUAGCCCAACGAUUAGAAACUCAUACAACAGUGAUUCAUGAGGAUGUCCAGGUACAUAGAAUAUGAAAAUUCACGGAUACAUGGGGAAAGGAGUCCAUCUGUGGUGGAAGGAAUUCAUAGAGAUGACAUGGGGAAGGGGCACAUGUGGGUUGCAGUCUUUGGAAGUAUAAGAUUUCAUAAGUCCAGGGAUAGGUCUGGGGAAGAGUGUUCUUCUCCUUCAUAAAAUUAUGAAGGUAUGAAUGAAACGUGGAGGGCACCCGUCCAGGCACCCUCCUGGCAGCUGUAGAGAGGGUGAGAGUCCUUGGAGAACUAUGUCUCCCAGCGGGAGAGCGAUCCCCCCAUCCCCAGUUCACAGGAAGGGGCCAGGGAUCUCCUAAACCAUCCCGCGGGUCGCGGGGAGAGGAAAGUCCGGGCUUAGGCUACAAGAGAGCAGUCUGGCUUGAAAAGAGCAAUCGGUUCCGUUUGACAGUCAGCUGAUGAGGUGCCGAGAACUGGACCGAUUUUGGUUCCGCUGGUGGUCCUUGAGUCAGGAGCCUUAGAAAGGGUUAGGACUAAAAGAAGAGCGUGCUAGGGGUAAUUUUGAUAAAGAUAUGAGCCAAUUUGUAUCGUCCGCUGUAUUAACCUAUGGCGGGGAAGCCUCCGCCGGGGUUUAAAGAUCAGACGGGUUAGUGAGAGAGAGAGAGAGAAAUUGCAUGCAAAGGAAGGAGUCAGAGAAAGACACAAAAUAACCAGAUAGAGAGUGUUACUGCUAAAAUAAGUGCUACUUUUAUUGGGGGAUUUGUUACAUAGUUCAGGGAAGGGGAAAGUGAAGAAAAAAAGAUCUUUUAAUAAUAGUCUGCUGCGGUCCCGCUCCGUUCCUUUUGGUGAUGGAUCUGCGGAACUCUCCGCUGCGGGUUCAAAUUAAUUUGAAAGCCGGGGUCUCGGUCAUCAAGUCCGAGAUUGCUUACUACCUUAGUUCUCUGUGAACGGGGAUUUAAUUCCAUUUUCCUGUCUACCAAGCAGAGUUAUUUCAGAGGAAGAGGGGGAAAAGAACAAAUGACUCCGUAUUGACUUAUGUCUGUUGAAAUCUGAAAUUCUACCAUGCUGGCUUUGAGAAAGAAGUUGAUUGAGAUGGAGAUUUUACAGAUGUGGAGCUUCAUCAUUUGGUCCUUCCUGGCUUAUACUGAGGCAUUCUCCAUGUAUGGAUAGAUCCUCUCUCCAAACUAUCCUCAGGCUUAUCCCAACAAUGCUUUAGAGUCCUGGGAAAUACGUGUUCCUCCAGGUUAUGGUAUUCGCCUUUACUUCACCCACUUGGAUAUAGAGCCAUCUCAAAACUGCGAGCAUGAUUUUGUGAAGGUCAUGUCUGGUAGCCGUGUUGAGGGCCAGCUUUGUGGUCAAAAGACAAAACAGUAUCCUGGCUCUCAUAUCCUGGAGGAAUUUAAUGUCUCCUAUAAUAACUUGACUGUCACCUUUCAGUCAGACCUUUCCAAUGAAGGAAGUUUCACUGGGUUUGUUGCUUAUUACAUUGCAGUGGCUGUCGAUUGUGGCAUUCCUGAUCAACUUAAAAAUGGAGCUGUCAUUUACCUGGCAGAAUCUGAGGAGACUCAUUACCCAGCCACUAUCCGCUAUGUAUGCAAUGAGCCCUACUAUACACUAAAUAGCAUAGGAUGUGGAAUCUAUCGGUGUGCAGCCAGUGGGAAAUGGGUAGACGAAGAAGAGAAAACGGAGCUUCCAGUUUGCGUCCCAGUCUAUGGAGUUCCCCAUACACCCGUUGAAGAAACAGGACGGAUUUUUGGAGGUGUAUUUGCUAAAUCAGGAAACUUCCCUUGGCAGAUUUAUUUUUACAAUCCGCGAGGUGGAGGAGCUCUAAUUUCAGACCACUGGAUAGUUACAGCAGCCCAAGUGCUGGAUGAAAACCCAAACCCAACUGUCUAUGCUGGCCUGCUCUUUGUUGGUCCCAAUGCAUUGAGGGAAGCUAGUCCAAUAGAGGUGGAUAAUGUGUUCAUUCAUCCCAACUGGACAACUGCAACCGAACACCGGACUAACUUUGAUAAUGACAUUGCUCUGCUGAGACUGAAGAAACCUAUGACACUGGGUCCCACCAUUUCCCCAGUCUGCCUUCCUGGCACAUCUUCUGACUAUGAUCCUCAGACUGGGACCCUAGGGUUUGUAGCUGGUUGGGGCAGGACAGAAAUCAAAAGAACAUCCAUGAAACUGAAGGCUGUAAAGAUCCCAGUGAAAGAGAUGGAUGUCUGCAGAAGAGUGAAACCGGACCCCCCUGCAGAUAUGUUGACCUACAUCUUCACAGAUAAUAUGAUUUGUGCUGGGGAUGGCCGGCAGGACAGCUGUCAAGGGGACAGUGGUGGGGCAUAUGUUAUCCAAGAUCCCCAUAAUGAGACACGCUACUAUGUUGCCGGCCUAGUUUCUUGGGGCUUAAAAUGUGGCACUUAUGGUCUGUACACGAAAGUGGCAAACUAUGUGGAUUGGAUUGUAGAGAUCAUGAACCAAUACAAAGACUAGUUGCAUCCACAUCCAAGAUUUAGGUAUUCUCUUAGACACCCACUGACUGUUUUGAUUUGUUCAUUCUUAAGGAUUAGUGCUUUACCUUGCCUCUUUUUCUGAAAAGCGGAAUAACAAGAGCUUUGAGUGCUUGAUUGUGACUGGUUGGUGUUCCCAAUGGCUGGCAAAGCUGUUUUUCAUCAGCAUUGCUGUCGCAAACAUUAUCUAGAUGGGAACACUCAAAAUGCAUUCCCUUCUAUUUCAGUGAGUUGUGAGAUUUUUUCUUCUUCUGAAAUGAGGUAUGGGAUUUAUAUGAGUGCUCUUUGAAGUACCAGAGAAGCCUUGCAAUCCUUGCUUACUGUCUCUGAAGUGCAACAGGAAAAAAAUUGUAUGCUUUGUAUUUAUCCUUGAAAUAUCCUUUGUCACUGUCAGAAAAAUCUGUCUGGAUAUA
Molecule: messenger RNA, 4858 nt
Organism: Anolis carolinensis (green anole)
Lineage: Eukaryota; Metazoa; Chordata; Lepidosauria; Squamata; Anolidae
Product: complement C1s subcomponent
Exons: 6
Coding region: 3268-4428 (386 amino acids)
Biological process (GO): proteolysis
Molecular function (GO): serine-type endopeptidase activity
Source: RefSeq, a predicted model, not a curated record